CCUUGCUUAGAAGUGGCUGGCUACCAUCACAAGCAACUCAGCCAUCUUCAGCGCUCAAUCACUUUUGAUAGCUUCCUUUUCCCCCAAUAGACUACGUUUGGCUUCUGUUACUUUGCAUAUACACACUACCCUCCCAUCAACAAGCUUAAAAAUGGAGUCCUCUUCGCCCGAAAAGACCCCAGUGACGCAUGAAUAUGAUCUGCUGGAUCUACCCACGGAGCUCCAUCUGCACAUCUCCACAUUUCUCACUUAUCCAGAUGCUCUGGCAUUGAAACAUACCUGUCGUCAUUUUUACUCUCUUGUUUACACCGGGGUCCACCUGAAGGUUGAUUGGUUUGUCGAGCGUUUCGAACGGAAACUGGAAUGUCCCAUGGAGAAAUGCUCGUUCCGCACGGACGAAGCAUUCUGCAACAAGAGGAUCAGAGGGAUUAUGGAGCGCCGAAGAAGACAUCUUGAGUGCGCUCAGUUACCUGGUGGCUGCUUGGUCAUAGAAGGUCGGACUUGUCAGAAGGACCUGCUCCCUAUCUGGUUGAAGAAACCAGGUCGUGUGGAGCUGAUGAAGGCUUUGGGAACUGAAGGUCUGUUAGAGUCUACUUGCUUUUCUCGACCAAGAAUGAAUAACCUUUGCACUUUCAAUUUGGUUUAUUACUGAGGCUGAUGAGCUGACCUCCGUGCAGUCUUGAUCCAUGGCCUGAUCUUUCUCUGCAUCAACUUGCUGUGGAAUUUGGGUGCAAGAUUGCUUCGCACCGAGAUUGUGGCGAUAUGACAACAUCGGAUUCACACGUACCAACCUUAUGGCAUGACUUGUUCUGGCGCCUGUCCAGGCAUGCCUGGCUUCGCCUUUCAUCGCGCAUCCCCUGGAUUGGAUAACAUGAUCUCUUUGCCCCAGUAGCAGCUGGCUGCUACUCUGUACGGAUUCUAAUUUGUGCGAUGCACUGGUUUUACGUCCUAAUAUUGA
Messenger RNA from Aspergillus sclerotioniger CBS 115572, 958 nucleotides. RefSeq lists its product as uncharacterized. The record is from RefSeq and is a predicted model, not a curated record. Bases 152 to 652 code for a protein of 166 amino acids. Gene Ontology annotation, molecular function: protein binding. The transcript has 2 exons. Lineage: Eukaryota; Fungi; Ascomycota; Eurotiomycetes; Eurotiales; Aspergillaceae.